This is a messenger RNA of Saccharomyces paradoxus, 3108 nucleotides long. RefSeq names its product chromatin-remodeling protein SPT16 (gene SPT16). Gene Ontology annotation, biological process: positive regulation of transcription elongation by RNA polymerase II; transcription elongation by RNA polymerase II. The transcript has a single exon. Gene Ontology annotation, cellular component: FACT complex. The record is from RefSeq and is a predicted model, not a curated record. Gene Ontology annotation, molecular function: nucleosome binding. The coding region runs from base 1 to 3108 and encodes 1035 amino acids. NCBI's taxonomy places the organism in Eukaryota, Fungi, Ascomycota, Saccharomycetes, Saccharomycetales, Saccharomycetaceae.
AUGGAAGAACUGAAUAUUAAUUUUGACGUAUUCAAGAAGAGGAUUGAAUUGUUGUAUUCCAAGUACAAUGAGUUUGAAGGUUCCCCAAAUUCGCUGCUAUUCGUUUUGGGUUCCUCCAACGCUGAAAACCCGUAUCAGAAGACAACCAUAUUGCAUAAUUGGUUACUGGGUUACGAAUUCCCGGCUACUUUGAUUGCAUUAGUUCCCGGAAAGGUUAUUAUUAUCACCAGCUCCGCCAAGGCCAAGCAUUUACAAAAGGCAAUUGACCUAUUUAAAGAGCCUGAAAGCAAAAUUACGCUGGAAUUAUGGCAAAGAAACAAUAAAGAAGCAGAACAUAAUAAGAAGUUAUUCGAUGAUGUUAUUGCUUUAAUCAAUAGUGCUGGUAAAACAGUUGGUAUACCUGAAAAGGACUCUUACCAAGGCAAAUUUAUGACCGAAUGGAACCCAGUAUGGGAGGCGGCGGUGAAGGAAAACGAAUUCAAUGUCAUUGAUAUUUCACUGGGUCUUUCUAAAGUUUGGGAAGUGAAGGAUAUCGACGAGCAAGCGUUCCUGUAUGUUUCCAGUAAAGGGUCCGACAAAUUCAUGGACCUUUUAUCCAAUGAAAUGGUUCGCGCAGUCGAUGAGGAGUUAAAAAUUACCAAUGCUAAGUUGUCAGACAAAAUUGAAAAUAAAAUUGAUGAUGUCAAAUUUUUGAAGCAAUUAAGUCCCGAUUUAAGCGCAUUAUGCCCACCAAGUCACAAAUUCAACUUUGAUUUAUUGGAUUGGACUUAUUCACCUAUCAUUCAAUCGGGGAAGAAGUUCGAUCUUAGAGUUUCUGCCCGUUCCACCAAUGAUCAGCUCUACGGCAACGGUUGUAUUUUAGCCUCAUGUGGUAUCCGUUAUAAUAAUUAUUGUUCUAAUAUUACUAGGACUUUUUUGAUCGAUCCGUCUGAAGAAAUGGCUAAUAACUACGAUUUUUUACUAACGUUGCAAAAAGAGAUUGUAACCAACAUUUUAAAGCCCGGCCGUACACCACAAGAAGUUUAUGAAUUAGUAAUAGAAUACAUUGAAAAAUCCAAACCUGAACUAGUACCCAAUUUCACCAAAAACAUUGGCUCACUAAUCGGCCUCGAAUUUAGGGAUUCUAACUUUAUAUUAAACGUCAAGAAUGAUUAUCGCAAAAUCCAACGUGGUGAUUGCUUCAAUAUUUCGUUCGGUUUCAAUAAUUUGAAAGAUUCUCAAAGCGAUAACAACUAUGCUUUACAACUAGCUGAUACGGUUCAGAUUCCACUGGAUGAAACUGAGCCACCACGGUUCUUAACAAAUUACACUAAGGCUAAAUCUCAAAUAUCAUUUUAUUUCAAUAACGAAGAAGAAGAUAACAAUAAGAAGAAACCUUCACCAGCUACUAAGGUUCCUAGUAAACCAGACAGAAAUUCUAAAAUUUUAAGAACGAAGUUACGUGGUGAAGCUCGUGGUGGUGCCGAAGACGCUCAAAAGGAACAAAUUCGUAAAGAAAAUCAAAAGAAACUGCACGAAAAAUUGGAGAAAAAUGGGUUAUUGAGAUUUAGUGCUGCUGAUGCCAAUGGCCCAGAUAGCGAACCUCGUCAAUACUUCAAAAAAUAUGAAUCCUAUGUUCGGGAUUCACAAUUACCAACUAAUAUUCGUGAUUUAAGAAUCCAUGUUGACUGGAAAAGCCAAACAAUUAUUUUACCCAUUUACGGUAGGCCAGUCCCAUUUCAUAUAAACUCAUAUAAGAAUGGUUCUAAGAACGAAGAAGGCGAGUAUACGUAUUUACGUUUGAACUUUAACUCACCAGGUUCUUCUGGUGGUAUUUCUAAGAAAGUUGAAGAAUUGCCGUACGAGGAAUCAGCGGACAAUCAAUUUGUACGUUCAAUUACACUAAGGUCUAAAGAUGGUGACCGCAUGAGUGAAACUUUCAAACAAAUUGCCGAUUUGAAAAAAGAAGCCACAAAGAGAGAGCAGGAACGUAAAGCACUUGCUGAUGUCGUUCAACAGGACAAAUUGAUUGAAAAUAAAACAGGAAGAACAAAAAGACUGGACCAGAUUUUUGUUAGGCCAAAUCCUGAUACAAAGCGUGUCCCAAGUACAGUCUUCAUUCAUGAAAAUGGUAUCAGAUUCCAAUCUCCACUGAGAACCGAUAGCAGAAUAGAUAUACUAUUCUCGAACAUCAAAAAUCUAAUUUUUCAAUCUUGUAAAGGUGAACUAAUUGUCGUCAUCCAUAUUCAUUUGAAAAAUCCGAUUUUAAUGGGAAAAAAGAAAAUACAAGAUGUCCAAUUUUACCGUGAAGCCUCUGAUAUGUCCGUUGAUGAAACUGGAGGUGGAAGACGUGGCCAAUCCAGAUUUAGAAGAUAUGGUGAUGAGGAUGAGCUAGAACAAGAACAAGAAGAAAGAAGAAAACGAGCCGCGCUCGAUAAAGAGUUUAAAUAUUUUGCAGACGCAAUUGCAGAAGCAUCAAAUGGUUUAUUGACUGUAGAAAAUACAUUUAGAGAUUUGGGUUUCCAGGGUGUUCCAAAUAGAUCGGCAGUUUUCUGUAUGCCAACUACAGAUUGUUUGGUUCAAUUGAUUGAACCACCAUUUUUGGUGAUUAACCUGGAGGAAGUCGAAAUCUGUAUUUUAGAAAGAGUUCAGUUUGGCUUGAAGAACUUCGACAUGGUUUUUGUUUAUAAAGAUUUUAACAAACCCGUUACGCAUAUCAAUACAGUUCCGAUUGAAUCUCUAGAUUUCUUGAAGCAAUGGUUAACAGAUAUGGAUAUUCCUUACACUGUCUCGACCAUCAAUUUGAAUUGGGCCACCAUUAUGAAGUCAUUACAAGAUGAUCCCUAUCAGUUUUUCUUAGAUGGUGGUUGGAACUUUCUGGCUACCGGCUCAGAUGAUGAAGCAUCUGAUGAAAGUGAAGAAGAAGUUAGUGAAUAUGAGGCUUCUGAAGACGACGUAAGUGAUGAAAGUGCGUUCUCUGAAGAUGAAGAAGGAUCUGAGGUGGACGACGAUAUUAGCGGUGAUGAAAGUGAAGAUUAUACUGGUGACGAAAGCGAGGAAGGUGAGGAUUGGGAUGAAUUAGAGAAAAAGGCUGCUAGAGCAGAUAGGGGUGCAAACUUUAGAGAUUAG